GUAAAACUAAUCAAAGAAAAUACAUCAACUUAGUUGGCUUCGAAUCGAAAAAUUUAAAUAAUUUAAAAUUACCGAUGAAUCGUGACGUUUUAUGUUUGUUUUUCUACAAACAUAGAACAGAAAAACGAAUUAUCCGCGAAAGUGCUAAACUUGUUCUUUUUGAGGUUAGUAAGGUGUGGAAUAAGUUUUCAUUGCCUGCAAACAACUCACAUAAUACAAUCGUAAAAAUUGAAAAAUUGUACAAAGAUUGGCAAAUAACUCAAGUGAAUAAAGCUCGAAAAAGAUCUCCAGCUCAACUAUUAGUUGAAAAAAAUUUCAGAGAUUCUCUUGAUCGGUUAUUUGAUAUUGCACCGCAGAAUGCUUUACAGAUUCUGAAUUCUCCUCAAAAAAGAAUUCUGAUUGAUAGUCGGCACAUCUGUAAAACUAGCCAGUUGUUAAAAAACGCUACCGAUGUUCAAGAAGUGCUAAGUACAGCAACUAUUUGCCUAGAUAAUAACUUGAAUGUUGUUCAAGUGGAAAGUACAGAAACAAACUCAGACAUUAACGAGAUUGAUCUAGCAGACUCUAUGUUGCCUCUUUCACAACAUUCUACUGCUUCUACUGCAUCAACUCAAUCAAAUAGUUCUACUACUUCUGACUUUUCUAAUGAACUACCUCUAGAACCAAAACUAAAAAAAAUCAAAUUAAUGACACCGGAAGUUGUUUCAGCAAUGGAUAGAGCUAACGUUACCAGUAGACAAGCGACACAUCUUAUUUUCGCUAUUGCAUCGGCUUUGGGACAUAAUUUAAAUGAUGUCUCUAUAAGUCACCGUACGGUUCAUCGAAAUCGGAUAGAAUUAAGAAAGGAAAUUGCCAAAGAUUUGAAAACUGACUUGAGAAUUGCUCAAUGCGUUGUUAUCCAUUGGGAUGGGAAGUUACUGCCUGAUAUAACUGGCCGGGACAAAGUUGAAAGACUUCCAAUAAUCUUAUCAGGUGUUAAUACUCAGCAAUUAUUAGGAGUACCUAAGCUUGAUCGUGGGACUGGGUUAAAUCAAGCUAUCGCUAUCAAGGAAAUUAUAAAUGAAUGGAACAUCUUGGAUCGUAUUAAAGCAAUGUGUUUUGAUACUUGUCCUACAAACACAGGAUCUGAUAAAGAAACAUGCAGUCGCUUAGAACAAAUGCUAAAAAAGCCAUUACUAUAUUUGGCAUGUCGACUUCACAUAUAUGAGUUGAUUUUGAGAAGCGUUGUUGAAGUUGUUUGGCCAGGAUCAAAUUCUCCUAAUGUACCGAUUUUUGUACGGUUCCAAAACUCUUGGAAGAACAUAGACCAAACAAAGUAUGAGACUGGUAUUCAAGAUUCCAUUAUAAAUAAAGAAGUUCACGGUAAAAAAGACGAAAUAAUUAGUUUCAUCGUAACUGAACUGCAGAAAAAGCAUGACAGAGAUGAUUAUAAAGAGCUUUUGGAAUUAGUGUUAAUAUUCUUAGGUGGUACUCCGAAAAACGGGAUCAAAUUUAGAGCUCCAGGACCAAAUCAUCAUGCAAGAUGGAUGGCUAAGGCUCUAUAUGCUUUAAAAAUCUUCAUUUUUAAAAAACAGUUUAAAGUCAAUGCAACUGAAGUAAAUGGACUGAGAUAUGUCUGCUUAUUUCUAGUUAAUUUCUACACGGUUUCAUGGUUUAAUGCACCUUCUGCGAUAAAGUCAUCCUAUCAAGAUUUGAAUCUGAUCAAAAAUCUUUAUGAAUUCCGUUCUGUCCAUAAAAAAAUGUCUGAAGCAGCAACGGUGACAUUUUCAAGACACUUAUGGUACUUGUCAGAAGAGUUGGUCGGGUUAGCUUUGUUUGAUGACAGAGUUUCCUUACAUGCUAAGAGACAAACCGUAACUGCAAUAAAAACGCGAGAAAGUAAUGCUUCGAAUUCAAAAAAAUUUAUCGUCAAAGACGUAAGCUUAUUAUUAUCGAAAAACAUCGAAGAUUUUGCUAGCAAACAAUCUCUAUUUUUGUUUGAGCAGUAUCAAUUACCGUAUCAAUUUAUGGACAAGGGUCCAGAGCUCUGGGCAUUUGAUCAAGAUUAUCUACAUUGCAAAUCUGUGUUUUCAGACUUAAAAGUUGUCAACGAUCUCGCUGAAAGAGGUGUUGCAUUAAUCCAGGACUACAACAACUGCUUAACGAGAAAUGAAGAACAAAAACAAUAUUUAUUGCAAGUUGUCGAAGAACACAGAAAAAAAUUUCCUUACGUUACCAAAAAUAAAAUUGUAGCUACUUAUUCAAAGAAAUAAAAAAAAAUUUAACUACACGAUUGAAACUAUGAUAAUCGUUUUUGUCUGUUAUUUUUAUUAAGUGAUUAUAAAUUUAUUAUCAUCAUUAUUUAAUCUAAUCGUGUAAAUUUUAUCAUGAACCAAAAUUAUAAUAAUCUAGUCAUAGUAAUCAACUUGAAGGAGGGUUCUAUUUCACAAAUUCUUAUUGUAGUUUUUCUGAUUCUUACUGGAAUUUAGUAAACAA
Messenger RNA from Cotesia glomerata, 2475 nucleotides. RefSeq lists its product as uncharacterized. The coding region runs from base 75 to 2252 and encodes 725 amino acids. The transcript is spliced from 4 exons. The record is from RefSeq and is a predicted model, not a curated record. Lineage: Eukaryota; Metazoa; Arthropoda; Insecta; Hymenoptera; Braconidae.